This is a messenger RNA of Rhincodon typus (whale shark), 2032 nucleotides long. It is a transcript of the gene serinc1, whose product is annotated as serine incorporator 1. The transcript has 6 exons. Gene Ontology annotation, cellular component: membrane. The coding region runs from base 112 to 966 and encodes 284 amino acids. Lineage: Eukaryota; Metazoa; Chordata; Chondrichthyes; Orectolobiformes; Rhincodontidae. The record is from RefSeq and is a predicted model, not a curated record.
GAGACUGAGAGCGGAAGCUGUGCGGGUGUAAACAAGUUGUCAGUCACUCUGCAGGGGGUUUCCAGACAGUCCUUGCUAGCGCUAGGAGCCGGAGCAGAAGCAGCAGCAGCAAUGGGAGCUGUGCUUGGAGCUUUGUCUUUAGCCAGCUGGAUCCCUUGUUUAUGUGGCAGUGCACCAUGCCUUCUCUGUGGAUGCUGCCCAAGUGGGAAGAAUUCAACAGUGACUCGUUUGAUCUUUGCAUUCUUUCUGCUGCUUGGGGUUGGAGUGGCUUGUAUUAUGUUAAUGCCAGGAAUGGAAGAGCAGCUCAAGAAGAUACCAGGAUUUUGCGACGGUGGCAUAGAUACAUCCAUUCCUGGAGCCCAUGGACAAGUGAACUGUGACGUGCUGGUUGGAUACAAGGCUGUUUACCGAGUUUGCUUUGGCAUGGCAAUGUUCUUCCUUCUCUUUUCCCUGUUGAUGAUUAAAGUGAAAAGCAGUCAGGACCCAAGGGCUGCAGUCCACAAUGGGUUUUGGUUUUUUAAAUUUGCCAUAGUGGUUGCUAUCACAGUGGGUGCUUUCUUCAUUCCAGAAGGACCCUUUACAACAGUCCCCUACAGCAUCCGGACCUCAAACAAUAGCCAGGUCAACAAACUGACCCUAACCAGUGAUGAAUCUACACUGAUAGAUGAAGGAGUUGGUCGAAGUGAUGGUUCCUUGGAAGAUGGUAACAAUGCACAUCGUGCAGAAGACAAUGAGAAAGAUGGUGUCACCUACAGUUAUUCCUUCUUUCACUUCAUGUUGUUUUUGGCUUCUCUUUAUAUCAUGAUGACGCUGACCAACUGGUAUAGCCCUGAUUCCUCGUAUGAAAUAAUGACAAGUAAAUGGCCGUCAGUUUGGGUGAAGAUUUCUUCUAGUUGGAUCUGCAUCAUGCUAUAUGGGUGGACCCUGGUUGCUCCACUUGUGCUGACAACUCGUGAUUUUGACUGAAGCAUAAACUGAAGAACUAUCUGUUAAUGUUUCUGUUGAUAUGCCUGGGUUUAUGCAACUGAAAUCUAAAUGCAGUGUUAAAUAACUAAUUGUGUGUUCUACCAUGUGGUAUUUAUUUCCUCUCCAUUUUAUUGCAUAAUUGGACUAAAUGUUAAAAGAUGUUUUUUUGCUGAAUUGCACAUUAAAUGCUGAUUACUGAAGUAAAAUAUUUGAUGAUUUGUAGAUUGUUGAAUGUGUGACAAUCUCAAAAAUUAAAUGUGCCCACAUUUCUUUAGAAGUGGAAAAGGCAACUUAUUUGUUCUAAGAAAAACAAUGUCUUGAAAUGUGUGAUUGGUCUUUUGUUUUUAGCUUUGCUUAUUGGUGUCUAGGCUAAGGCUUUGUAUAGAUAACAUUGUGUAAAAUGGUUGUGUAGGAAUUGCUUUUAGUGUGCACAAAAUGUAAAUGUGAGUUAAGUCAGUUAAUACUACUGAUAUUUGACUAACCAUGCUUUAACCUAACUUGAAGUUGACACAGCUACUGGGUGAAUUCUGUUGUGGACGUCAUUGUAAACAGCAUAAAUUAUCUUGCAGAUUCAUAGUUAUAAACGGUACUGAAUGAAUAUCUAAUGUCUACACUGAUCAUUUGACCUAGGCUGGUUAGCUUAAGUAUAAAUUUACAAUUGAUACUGAUUGGCAUAGGAUAAUGGUAUCUUCAAGUAUAGGAACUGAAUGUAGUUUAUUGCCCAAUUGUCUUUGUCUUUUAAAGCACUGUUAUUUUUGCAUGCAUAAUGGUAACUGAGCUAUCCUUGCUGUCAAUCAUAACUGAGAUGUAUAGUUACUGCUUAUAUUUUAAAGGCCUAAUCUACAAGUUAUUGACCUUUUGAGGCCUUAGUAAAAUGAUUGUUUGGAAACAUUCUUCCCUACUGCCUUGACUUUAAAAAUUCAGUAUUAAUGAUGGAAGGUAUCAUAUGCCUAAUUCUGAAAGAAAUAUGCCACAAACUUUUAUUAAUCUAUUUUCUGCUUAAUCGUUUUCCUUUUAAAGAUGUUGUUUUCCACUUAUUUACAUGAUUAAAUUUUCGUCAGACAAA